This is a messenger RNA of Anopheles bellator, 7317 nucleotides long. RefSeq names its product patronin (gene Patronin). The record is from RefSeq and is a predicted model, not a curated record. The transcript is spliced from 27 exons. Bases 1 to 5877 code for a protein of 1958 amino acids. Gene Ontology annotation, biological process: cytoplasmic microtubule organization; neuron projection development; negative regulation of microtubule depolymerization. Gene Ontology annotation, cellular component: microtubule minus-end. Lineage: Eukaryota; Metazoa; Arthropoda; Insecta; Diptera; Culicidae. Gene Ontology annotation, molecular function: microtubule minus-end binding; calmodulin binding; spectrin binding.
AUGGAUGCCCAACAGCAGCAGCUUCCGCCUCGAUCUGCGUACGAGAUGGAGACCCAGGAAUCCCGAUUUGCCAAACAGAAAGCGUCCGUCAAGUGGCUGCUCUCGAAAGCGUACAACAAUCGUGUGCCAGACAUUCUGAAGGAUCCGUUCUACCGGGACCACGAAGGCCAGGACCAUCUGAAGCCACAGAUCGUGGUCGGACUGGGUAACGCAUCGAUCUACUGUCAGGUGUUGAGUAACAUCUACUCCGACCCGAACUACCAGAGCCUGAACCACUGGUCGAUCCUGCAGACCCUCUCCCGGAAGGGCGUACCAAUCAACGAGUCGCCCGAUCAGCCGCUAACCGAGACGGUUCUGAUACAGACGAAUCCGCUUAGAAUUAAUGCACAUAUGGCUGUGAUAGAAGCGCUGAUGGUGUUAUACGCUAAAGAGGUGGCUUCCAGCGGAAGAAUUUCCAGUGCUUUAGAAAGAAUUUCGGGCCGUAGUGUAGCGCCAACCGUUCAGCAUCAUGAACCUGCCUUACUGAAUUGGAUUUCGCAUGUGAUCGGUGCGCUGAAGAAGCGCAUCGACUACGAAGUGGCGGCCAAUGGAGGCAGCGGAGCGCUAGACGAAUACGGUCAACGGCAUCAGAGCCCGGACGUUCCACCUGUACGAGACUUUCGGGAACUGUGUGACGGCGUUUGUUUGGCUUAUCUAAUCUCGUACUACUGUCCCAAACUAGUUCCUUGGCAUAGCGUUAAAUUCAACCACGUACCAACCAUUGAGGAUUCAAUUCACAAUAUUCUGAUAGUUAGUAACUUUUCCGAGCGAAGUUUGCCAUACAGCGUGUUUCACAUGUCACCAGAGGACAUCACCUACAUGCGGGGUUCAAUGAAACCCAACCUGGUCGUGCUGCUGGCGGACUUGUUCAACCUUUUCGAAAUCCAUCCGGCCAAAUGUGUCUGCUAUCCGGGCAUGGAGCAGCAGCCCACAGACGCAGCCGGAGCCGGCGCUACCAAUGAGCACGGCAUUGCCCAUCGCAGGGGUUUCGCGAAUCAACCGACGAUCGCGGCCAUUCCCGAUUUGCGCCCCGGGCUCGAUUCGCCACCGGGUAGCAGCGGCGGUAGCGGCACCAGCAGUAGUGGUGGUGGUGGCGGCGGCGGUGGCGGUACUGGCAAUGGUGCCAUUAAUCGACCGCCAUUUCAAGUCAAUCGGUCGCCAUCGGCCAGCACACUCAGGAAGCACAUUGCGAGUCGGGAAACACCGGAACAGCAUCAACCGCACCAGUUGUACCAACAGCAGCAGCCACAGCCGCAGCCGCAACAUCAGUCACCGUAUCAGGCGGAUCCUGAUGAAGGAUUCGUGGUACACAGAAGCAAAGGAGUGCCAACGUUGUCAUCGAUGCACGAACCGCUGGUGCCGGCCAGGAUACGACAAGCCAAGGAGAAAACCAACAACGAUUCCAAAGCGGAAGAACGAGGUGAUAGCAUCCCGGCUGGUCGGCCAAGCAACUGGGAAGAGUCGCGCAAACCCAGCUUCUCAGGGCGACGGUCGCGCAGGAAUUCGUUCAGCGAUGAUUCGCAGCUGACGAUCGAAAACUUUGGAGGAUCUCAGGAUCAGCUCAACACCGUGGGCCGUUUCGAGCGGGAGCGCAAAAUUUCCAACACAAGCCUCACGUCGAUUGAACCGGUCGUCCCGGCUCGAUCCUCGUUGGCCGAUGCUCGAGGCUCGAUUCAGUUCGGGUACGAUACGGAUUCGGGCAACGAGAAGCAAGAUCGUGACACGGAAAAGCCACCCGGCAGUGGCACGUUGCGGCGUCACAACAGCACCACCCUACAUUCCAGCGGCAGCGGCGCCAGUGGCCAUGGUUCGACGAGCGGUCGUGGUGGGUCGGUUGAGCGAGAUCUUGUCGAUGGAGAUGCUAGCUCGACGAUGGCGCCAAACGUUGUUGGGGGAAUGGCUGCAGCCGCCUCCGCCGCCGCUGCUGCUGAUGUGGAGCUCACCCCUCGCCGCAAGACUUCCUUCGCAACACUGCCAAACAAUACUACCACCUGGCAGCAGCAGGCCAUAAGCGUGCAGAAAAUGGACGAUGUUGAUGACAAUCAACCGCUGGAAGAUGCCACGAAAAUCUCAACGAUUAAGCUAAAAUUGGAAGAGAAGCGUCGUUUGAUCGAGCAGGAAAAACGGCGCGUCGAAUCGGCCUGGUCGAAGCAGUUGCAAACGGUUGGCAAACAGGCAUUCUUACAAGCUAUUAACAAGAGUAAAAGUGGCAGUAAUGUCCCCGGUGAACCGGAAUCCACCUCAAAAGAAUCGAUCGAUGAUGGGGCUACGGUAGUAGAGGAUGAUGAUCAUCAUCAUGGUGGUGUAGUAGAAAAGGCGGAACGGCCCUGCUCUCUCAAGGAUUUGGAUGACCACAGCAGCAGCAAGUAUGAGCAAAAGUGGAAUGCACAAAUAAUCGAACCGAAGAAGACUCCCGAUCUGGAGAACAUGGACCUGGAGCAGUAUCAACAAAGCAUUUCGAAAAUGAACAACAACUUGCACGAUAUUCAGGCGGACAUACAGCGUCUCACGCAUCAGCAGAAUCAGAUUCAAGCGCAAACGCUACAGGCCCAGCAGCUACUGCAUGCGCAGCAGAUAGCCAAUCUGCUUAAUCAGCAAUAUGGUUCCCAGCAAAGCAUCCCGGCGUCGACCUACCGGCCAAUGAACACCGGCCCGCUGUUCGGCUCUAGUCCUCAUCUACCGCAGCAGCAAUCGUCUCCGAUCAACUACGGAAUGCGUCCGCCUAGUCGCGAUCCCUACCUUUCGCAGCACACGAUGCAGUACGUGAACGAGCAGGGCCAGUACAUACAGGCAUCGCCGCAGCAGCAGAAUCACAUGCAGCCCAACUAUGGACCCACCCACCAGACGCCGCCCCAUCAUCCCAACAACCUGGUGUACAGCCGCGAACAUAGCCAAACACAGCUGAUCGGUGAUCAGAAUGGUCAGUACCGGACCAUGGGCAAAGAGAGUCAUCAGUACUCGUCGAAUUCCUACCUGAACAUGGACCAACACCAUCAGCAGCAUCAACAGCAGCAGCAGCAGCAGCAGCAUCAGUUCUACCACCAGGACUCAAACCACUACCGGGAUCCGUAUCAGCAACAACAGCAUCACCACGGGCAGCAGCAGGAGUUGAAGGAUCCACAACAGGCGCCUCACGGCGGUGGACAGUUUUUCUUGCACGACAGUGGUUCGACUCCACCACAAGCGCCACAGCGUCGAACGUGGGCGCAGUCGGCCGUAGCGGCCGGAGUCGUCGGUGCCGGUGCGUCACCGAUCAUUCCUGGUGGUGGCUCAAACAGUAUGGUUGAUGUAAACGCCUGGAACCAUGGACCGGCGUCGAAGGGUUACAACAAAUCUCCCGCCCCGAGUGGAGGCUUCUCACUCCACCACAACGGCGACGGUGACAGUGGGUACGGCGGUGGCGGUGGCCGCGUAGGAAGCGGCGGCAGCGGCGGUAGUCAACAGUCAUUCCAGAACCUGUUCGAAGUGCAUCAUCCCCAUCAUAUGGUUGGCCAGUCGACCGCCAGCCCCCAGCACAACAAGGUGCGCAACCAAAUCUCUCAGAUGAUGAUCAGCAGCAACGGUAACAGCCCGUCCGCAGCGGGUGGUGCGGUGCACCAUGACUAUCGCGAUAACCGCAGCAUGCCACUGUCGCCACCGAUCGAUGAUAUGGCCCCUCAGAGUAUCUCCUUCAUCGGCGACGAAGAUUCGGGCGAUGUCGAGAUCAACACAUCGAAGGGCGCUGCCAACGAUAGUUACAGCUUACGCCAGCAGCAGCACCAGCAACAACAGCUGGAUGCACUCUACGGCAGCAUCAAGGGUCCGGGAGCACACAGGACGAGUGGUGGUGGCGUUGGGGGCAACGUACAGGAUCUGGACAAGCACCUAAGUAAACUGAACAUAACAAGCGGUAACCGUACUUACAGAAUACCAUCACCCACGAGGCCGAGCCUAAACUCGAACAGUUUCCAUGACCCGCAAGACGACGUGAACGAGAAAGGGUUCUACAUCUCGUUUGAUAACGAGCAACCGAAAAGACCAAAACCACCGCUCCGGACGAAGCGCUCGCCAAAGAAGGACAAACCACUCGCUGGUGUCGAGUCGGUCGAUGGCGAGAAACGGCGAGACAGUCUGGGCGAUAAGACCUCGUCGUCGCGAGUAGAAACCAAUGCCAACAAUUUCGGUACGUUCAGUGUCAAGACGGCCAGCAGUUUCUCGGCCAACUUCAACGAGGAACACAACGCUGCGCACAUGCGGAAGAGCAUCAUCGCGGACAACAGUGGUUCGUCGCCGUUCGAGCCGGUGAUGCACAAGGUGAACGUCACCGGCAGCGGCAACAGCGCAGCGUCUACGCAGGCCGCUCUGAUGAUGCAUCAGAUGAUGGACGGUGCUGGGGACCGGCGCCACACGCUGGAUGCGGAUGUCGCCAUCAUGAACAAUGGCCACUAUGGAAGCCACAACAACAGUAGCGACGGGUACGGCAGUGAAACGGAUCGGAAUGCGAAAAUAGUGAUCGAUGUUGCGACCGAUCAGAACUCCGUGGAUGAGAUGGAACGCAAGAAGGAGAAAAUUAUGCUUCUGUCGCUGCAGCGACGACAGCAGGCCGAGGAGGCAAAAGCGCGCAAAGAAAUCGAAGCCAUGCAGCGGCGCGAGAAGGAGCGCGAGAAGGAGGAAGAGCGUGCCCGUAAGAAGGAAGAACAGUUUGCCCGCCGACAGGCCAUCCUGGAGGCGCACAAAAUCAAGAAAGCUAUCGAAGAAGCGGAGAGAGAAGGAAAGACAAUCGAUCGUGAGCUACAGAUCAAGCACCAGCAGUAUCAGCAGCAGAUACAUCAAACGACACCGACACCGGCGGCAAAGAUGCGCACUCAGAAGUUGAGCCGGCCGCGACCGAAAACGAUUCACGUCGAGUCGGGCUCGGUUGAUCUGAGCGAAGCGUCCAGCCUCAGUAGCCGGGGCAAGAAGGGCUCGAACUCAAACUUGACCGGUCUCGGCAUGCACAGUGCCUCGAACACGAUGCGCCGAGACUACUACCGGGGAUCGCAGGAUUCGCUCGCAAUCAGAGAAUCACCGGACGAGUAUCCUAGCAGUAGCUCGACGCCCAUUGGUCGCCGGGGAUCCUACAAAACUGGAAGAGAACCAGCCACAAUCGAACGGGGUCGUACACUGUCGCGUAUCUCGCUAGCGAAAGGUGCCAAUUUCCGGGGACGUAAAUCGAACUCCCUGAUGAAUCUAUGCGACUCCGAUUCCGGACUGGGACGUGCCACACCACCGAGGCGAGCACCGUCGCCGGGAAUGGGACCAUCGAGCCGGCAUCUGCCUUCGCCCUCCGGGCCAGGCUCGUUACCGCCCGGGUUGAUAACGAAACGGCGCGGCUUCGACGACGGGUCCAGCGAUAUCUCGUCGAACGCGAGCUCCAUGAUGGAUUACAGUGGGCCGAGACUGUACAAACAACCGGCAACAAAGUCCAACCGUGGCAUCAUACUGAAUGCCGUCGAGUACUGUGUCUUCCCGGGUGCAGUUAACCGUGAUGCCAAGCAGAAGGUGCUGGAGAAGAUUGCCCGGUCGGAGGCGAAGCACUUCCUGGUGCUGUUCCGCGACGCCGGCUGCCAGUUCCGGGCCCUGUACGGCUACUGGCCCGAGAAUGAGCAGAUCAUCAAGCUGUACGGUACGGGACCGAGCCAGGUUGAUGAUGUGAUGUUCGACAAAUUUUUCAAAUACAAUUCGGGUGCUAAAUGUUUCACCCAAGUGCACACCAAACACCUCACCGUCACGAUCGAUGCGUUCACGAUACACAACUCGCUGUGGCAGGGAAAGAAGGCGAACCUGCCGAGCAAAAAGGACAUGGCGCUAGUGAUUUGAGGGACGUAUCUCCGGCGUUCCCAGACCUGUUCCACCAUCAUUACCACCUCCAAGGGGUGUCCUCCCUGUGCGCGGACGGCGGCAGCACCGCCGUCAUCAUCCGCCGGGGCGUCACCGUAAAAAGUAAAGUCUUGUGCGUACGCCAAGGAUAUAUUGCACUUGCCCUGCGCCACCCACCUCUGUUUUCCCUCCCCCAUUUUGGUAUUCGUUUAAUGAGUAUUGUAUAUGGCAGUUUUGGUAUUUUCCCUCAGGGAAAAGUUUGCAUGAUUUACUUUUUGAUGAUUUUUCUUUUUCUAACUGCCGCUCGCGCCCAACACGUGAAAGAUAGAAAUAAAGGUAACCAACCUCUAACCGAUGAAAAAUAACUGAUAAAAGACACAACAUUUGCUUGCGAGUCGAGAAAGUGUCAGCUUUUAGGGCUCCUUGUUUUACAAAUUUCGUCGUCCGACAUUUCCAUUGCCCACAGGCCAAGGCCCUGUCCGGAUGGCACCCCAAAAAUUGCUGGGCUUUCGAGUGGCAGCCUUUUGAUUCCGAAGCCUUAGUAACUAAACCGUUUGUUGAACAAUUUAGCCAGUUUCUGUUUGGUUAACUUCUGCGUAUUAUUUUCAACACUCUCCCGUAAAAGUUUUCUCUUUUCUUUUGUAGCUAUAAAUCAUUAAUCUAUGGUUUAGGAAUGACAGUAAUUACGAAUGCAAACUGAUAGUUGUUGUAACAUACCAUAUAGUGUUGUCCGCUAAAGAAGGAAGAACGUGAAUGCAUUACAAUCCGCAGUAACUUAUUAACCAACCAUUAUUAUUAAACGAAGAUGCGGUCGAGAUGAUGGUCGGUGGAUUGAACAUUAAACACCCUGAUUAUAAUAGCGUCGUAUGCUAUCAUUAUUCGUUAAUUUGUUUCAUCAUUUAUUCUUCUCUUUUUCUCUAACUUUUGAACCCCUUUCACCUACGACGAAGGCAAGUCGUUGUAGGUUAUAAGACUCAUGCGCAGACUAACGAAGUAAAAGGAAUAAUUCGCAUAGAUAUUAAAUUAAUAUUAUUAUUAACUAUUACAAUAAUUUGGACCGUUCAAUGAUCGAUUCUUCGGUCCCCAAGAAAAGGUAACACGAUUCCUUCUUUCGCACAGACCCCCGCUCCCUCACGGUCAGGGUCGACAGACAGAAACAAGCGCGGAGUUCGCGCAAGUAACAUCGAUCCCCGGUUCUUAGUGCGUUUGUUGGUGUCUUUUUUGUAAAAUAGUCGCUUAAGUUUCCAAUCAGCCCUAUCACGGGAGGGUCACAUUCGAGACCCCUAACGGUGGUUGAUCACGUUUAACGAAAAAUAACGAGCGCUGUGGGCGAAAGGAUGAUUACAGUGGAAAGAGAAGAUAACGGAAACAACCGAUUAGUCGACAGAGAACUGUAGUGGAAAACGCAGAACUAUGUCCUUUUUAUAAUACUUAAGUUAA